AUGAAGAUUUCAAACGUGAUGACCUCGCCAAUCUACGCCCUCAACGACGACGUAUUACUCCUUACAUUCUCCAAGAACGCGCAGCCAGAAUACGAAGCCAUUCGGAACAUAUUAGCGGUGUCGCGAGUGUGCCACUCCUGGCGAACGCUUGCCCUGGAGACGCCCUCUCUUUGGGCAUCCGCUUUGAACAUCAACGCGCUGACACAACUUCCAGAGAAGGGAAAACAGGAGAUAAUCAGGCGCACUGGGAGCGCCCCUUUGUCAUUCGCGGGAGAUGUGCGUUCAUGGUCGUACCAGCAAUUCCUUUUCCGCACGGUCCUUCACGAAUACUGGCCUCGUAUUCGUCAUCUUGACAUCUUGAUUCGCCCUUCUCUCGUGGACACGUACGACGAGGGGUGGUGUGCGAUAUAUCAGCCAGCGCCCUACCUCGAAGAAUUUUCCAUCAUGUUCUCCACGUUCCAGGCCGAAGAACCCACCGACACAUCCGAUGAAGAAGACGACGAAACAGAGCACGUAAUCCAUAUUCCUCCAGGCUUUUUUGGCGGAGACGCCCCACUACUCCGAUCCUUUUCCUGCCCUUCAAUUCACGAUUUCGAUCUGUCAGCACCAUGGCUGAUGAACUUGCGCCAUCUUCUGUUCGGACAAGGAGGGGAGGACGGUAAAAUCGGAAUAUCAUUGGCGACAUUCCUAGGAACGUUGGACAACAUGAAGAAUCUUGAAACACUUCAUAUUUCGACUGAAUACCUUGUCGUUCCGGAGGACCCCACCGUUACGCUUCCCACCGCACACCUACCCCGCCUUCUCGACAUUCGUUUGGAGCCAGAAUAUUCCCUCAAACGACGAGACACUCUCCUCACAGGUGUUUCUCUCCUCAAGCAUCUUGUGCCAGCGGCGGGAUGCGGACUGCACGUCCGUCUCAAAGAACGAUCAGGUCGUCUGAGUCUCCAACACACAAAGAAUCUCCUCCACGAGUCCCUGGCGAUGCACUCCAAGAACUGGUUCGACGUUGGAAUGGACAAAGCACCGCUUACGCUCCACCUUAACUACCGUGGGAUUACAAUUGCGCACCAGUACACUGACUGGGAUCAAGGCCGACACUUUUCUGUCACUAUUCAAGAUGCAAAUGAUGGCCACCCCGAAUAUCUCCUCUUCGUCCUUGAUGCCUUCUCAUUGUGCAAUUUUGCGACCAUUACACAUCUCAACUUAGAACUGGACACAGAAAUCUACUGGACAAACUCACAUGUAGCGUCCUUCAUCGCCGCCCUGUCUAAUAUCCAUGUACUCGAAACCGACGUCAAGACCCUCGGUGCAAUGACCACGGCCAGCAAAAAUUAUCCUGAAUUAAAAGACCGCGUUCCUUUCCCAAUACUCGCCCAGCUUCAGCUUCGAGAAUAUUUUGGGAGAAAGGCACGUGGCACGGUCGAAGACGCGUGUAGGGGUUUUAACGAGUGGAGGGAUCAGAUCGGCUACCCAGUCACUAUCGUUCGACCUGAAGUCCAAAUAUCUCCCUAUGACUGA
Cyclocybe aegerita is the source of this 1518-nucleotide messenger RNA. Lineage: Eukaryota; Fungi; Basidiomycota; Agaricomycetes; Agaricales; Hemipholiotaceae. The record is from the annotation of a GenBank genome assembly.